Messenger RNA from Plasmodium relictum, 4977 nucleotides. It is a transcript of the gene RNaseII, whose product is annotated as exoribonuclease II, putative. Gene Ontology annotation, cellular component: exosome (RNase complex); P-body. The record is from RefSeq and is a predicted model, not a curated record. Lineage: Eukaryota; Apicomplexa; Aconoidasida; Haemosporida; Plasmodiidae. The transcript has 2 exons. Gene Ontology annotation, molecular function: RNA binding; 3'-5'-RNA exonuclease activity. Gene Ontology annotation, biological process: mRNA catabolic process. The coding region runs from base 1 to 4977 and encodes 1658 amino acids.
AUGUUUUUUUUUAAUAAUAUCAGAAGAUAUUGUUUUUAUACGAAAAUAUAUAAUAAUAUUAAAAUUAUAAGAAGACUUAGAUUAGAAAAAGAGAAUAAAGAGAAAACGGAAAAUCAUGAAGAAUCUUUGAGUAUAAAUAUAAUUGAAACAAAUAAGAAUACCAAUUUACAAUAUACUAUUAAUAAAGACGAAAAACAUUUUUAUGAAGAAAUUUUUAAUAAAAUAAAACAAAAAGGUAUAAACAAUAAUGCAAAGAAUGUUGUUAUAGCAAAUAUCAGUGAUGAAAUAAAAUUAAAUAAGAAUUCUAUUAAUAGUAUUGUAUUCGGAAAAGAAAAUAGAGAAGAAAAAUUAAAAAAAAACUAUUUUAUUAAAAAGGAUAAUGAAAAAAAAGUAGAUUAUGAUUAUGCUUUUCAAAAAGACAACGAAUAUCAAGAAAAAAAAAUAAAGGAAGAAGUAAAUGAAGAAAAAUAUAAGUAUUUUAAAGAACAAAAUGAUUCUUUAAAAAAAGAUAAAAAUAAAAAUAAUUACAAUAAAAUUGCAAAAAAUGAAAAAUAUUUGAAGGAAAAAAAUAAAUAUUUAAAAAGAAAAGAUAUGUAUUUAAAAGUGAAAGAUGAGCAUAUAAAAAAAAAUAGAAUUUUAAAAAAAGAUGAAAAAUCAAAUAGCUAUAUAAAAAAUGAAAUUUUUAAAAACACAUUUAUAAAAAAGAAAAAAGAAGAAGAAAAAAAGAAAGAAGAAGAAGAAGAAGAAGAAGAAGAAGAAGAAGAAGAAGAAGAAGAAGAGGAAGAAGAAGAAGAAGAAGAAGAUGAAAAAAAAGAAAAAGAAAAAGAAAAAGAAAAAAAUUUAAUUGAUAAAAAUAAGGAUAAUUUUAACAGUGUUGAUGAAAAUAAUAUUUAUAAUAAAAACUCUAUAAUAAACAUACAUGAUUUAAAUAAUAAAAAAAAAUUAAUUAAAAACAUAGAAAAAGAUAAAAAACGUUAUGGUGAUUAUUCAGAUGAAUUAAAAAACUUCAAUAUAGGAAAUAAUAAGAUUUCACAUAUUAAUAAUGAAAUAGUUGAUAAAAAUUAUAUACUUGUUGAAUAUGAAAAAUAUUGGGAUAAUGAAAAAAUAGACAAUUUACUGCAGUUACAGAAAACAACAAAAGACUUAAAAAAUAAAUUGUUUAAAGGAGUUUUAUAUGUUUCUCCUUUUGAUACUAGCAAAUGUUUUGUUGUAAAUGAAGAAUCAUCACCUUCUUCUAAAAGUAGUUUUUAUUUUGUGUACGGUUAUAUUAGUAGGAAUAGAGCAUUAAAUAACGAUAUAGUUUAUGCAUAUACAGCUAGAAGAAAAAUUAGACAAGUUGAAAGUAAGGAAAAUGAAAAUGAAGCAUUAAAUAAACAUAUAAACGAAAAUGAAGAUGAAAAUGAAAAAUUCUGUCGAGUUGUUAAUAUUGUUGAAAGAAGAAAUUUAGAAAUUGUUGGUAUUUUGAACUAUUUAAAUGUUAAAGAAAAAAUAAAUAACAAUUUUGGAAAGAAAGAAAAAACAAAUAAAUUGAAAAAUGUAAAUUGUAUUUAUAGUAAAAAUUAUUAUAGUGAAAUUAAAAACAAUAAUAAUGAAAAAAUAAAUAAAAUAAAUGAAAAUUUUGUUAAAAAGGAUGAUAUAAUAGUAUUAAAAAAAGAAAAAGAAUUAACAAAAACUGAAAAUGAGAAUGAGAAUGAAUAUUUUUUUGCAAAAAUACAACCUAACGAUCCUAGGCUUCCUUGUUUUAUAUAUAACUCUUCAAAUUCUAUAAUAAAUAAAAUAUUAUAUCAUAUAAAGAAAAAAAAGAUAAAUUUAUGUGUUUUAGUGAAAUUUAAGGAAUGGAAACAAAAUGAAAUUAAUCCUUUAGGAAACAUUAGUAAAAUAUUAGGAAAUGAAAAAAAUUUUUUUGGUAUUAUAUAUUUACUAUUACACUUCUAUAAAAUUAAUUUUCAUAUAUAUAAUGAAAGUGAUAUGCUCUAUUUAAAUUCAAGAAUAACAGUAAAUGAAAGAAUUAUUAGUAAUUUUAUUAAACGUAAAAAGAAUGCAUUAUUGCUAGAUAAUAGAAACAAGAAAAUUGUAGAUAAUAUUGAGCAAUAUGACAAAAAAAUAGAUUAUUUAAAAAAUAUUCAAGAAAAAAAUAAAAGUUUAGAAAAAUAUAUGAUAAAAUGCUUUUUAAAAAAUAGGGACAUAAUAACACAUUUAGAUAUAUUUACAAUUGACCCCCUAAAUGCAAAAGAUUUAGAUGAUGCCUUGUCUAUUGAAUUUAUUAAGAAUAAAAAUAAUUUAACAAGUAAAUUUCAAUAUAAAAUAGGAAUACAUAUUUCUGAUGUUUCAUUUUUUGUUUCCCCUAAUUCUUACUAUGAUAAUAUAGCAUCAAAAAUUUGCAACACAAUAUAUAUGGAUUUCUUAGUUAUUCAUAUGCUACCAUCCAUCUUAAGUGAAGAAAUUUGCUCAUUGAAUACAAAAAGUGAAAAACUUUCUUUUUCUAUUUUCUUUUACUUAGACGAUAUAAGUAACCCGUAUAAUUUAACUGAAAAUGGAAAUUUAGAGAAUGUAGAAAUAAAGAAAUGCUUAAUUAAAAGCCACUAUAAAUUAAAUUAUGACAUUGUUGAAGAUUUUCUUGAUGAUAUUUAUUUUAAGAUAAAACAAAAUAAUGAAACUGUUAAAGAACAAGAAGAGAAACUAUUAAUUAAUGGUCAUUUACAUUUAAAUCAUUUUGUUAAUGACUUUCAAGAACUUUGUAAAAAGUAUAACCUGUCAAUUAAAAUAGGAAGCGAUAUAUUUAGAUUAUAUUUAUUAUCAAAAAUGCUGAAAGAAAAAACGAGAAGAAAAAAUAUUUAUCAAAAAUAUUCUUUAUUAUUUUCUUUUAAUAAUACAAAUAAUAAGAAUGAUGAAAAAAAAGUCAUUCCUAUGAGCAUAGAAGAAAUAACAAAGGAAUAUAUGCUAUCUUCAAGUACUACAAAAAUAUCUCUUGAAAAAUUUCUAGAAAGCGAAAAAUACAAAAAUUUAUUAAAUGAAACAAAUAUUAGAAAUGUGAAUAUGGAAACAUUCGAUUAUAAAAAAAAAAGUCAUAUGUUAAUCGAAGAAAUGAUGAUUUUAACCAACUUCUUAGUGGCUAAUAAAAUUUCUUAUAAUAACACAUUAGGUAUAUUAAGAGUUCACCAAGAUACAAGUGAAGAAAUAAAGAAGAACUUUUUAAAAAUAAUUGACUAUAAUACUUAUAAUAAGAUUAACAACAUUAUUAAUAUAAAUGAAAAUAGUAUUAAUGAUAUUCUUUUAGUAUGUGAAAAAAUAUUAAAUGAAAAUCAAUUGUUAUGCCUUCAUUAUAAUAUUCUAAAAUACUAUAAAGAGGCUAUUUACAUUCCUACAGAGGAAAAUAAAAAUAAUUCUGAUCAUUUUGGUUUACUGUUAAAUAAAUAUAUUCAUUUUACAUCUCCUAUAAGAAGAUAUAUUGAUAUUGUUAUUCAUAGAAUUUUAAACAACAUUAUUGAAAAUGAAAAGAUAUGUUAUAAUUAUGAAGAGUUAAAGAAAAUAUGUGAUCAUUGCAAUUAUCAAAAGAGAAAAACAGACGAAGCUCAAAUUCAUAUGAAAAAUUUCUUUUUAAAUAAAUAUUUAGUAUACUUAAAUGAUUUGUAUAAAUGUACAUUAAAAAAAAAGAAGAAAACAAAAUUAAAGAAUGAAGUACAUAAAUUAAAUGAAGAGGACCAAACAAUUAAUAAAAAGGAAAACAAAAUAUGCAAAAAUGAAAAAAUCGAAAUGAGUACAGGAAAAAUAAAAAUACUUAAUAAAAAUGAAAAGUGUGAUAUACAUAAAAAUGUAAUAUGCGAAAAAAAAGAGAAAAAAAUAGAGAAAACAAAUUAUUUAAUAAAUAAUAAGAAUAUAAAAACAGAAAAUUGUAAACCAGUUAAAAAAUACUUUUACUUAAAUAGAGGAAGUGUAUGUUUUUUAACUGAAGCUUAUAUUCAAGAAAUAAUUAUUACAAAAAGUAUAAAAGAAAACAUCUGUCUUAAUAUAUUAAAAGAUAACUACAUAUAUGUGAAUGAAAAUGAAUGUACUGAUAUAAAUAAUAUUAUUUACACUUGCUUUACAUUGGAUUCUUCUAAAAGCAUUCAUAUAACGGACAACUUAGUAGAUAGUAGGAAUAUUAAUUAUAAUGAUAUACGUUUGUUUAGUGAUAUAGAUAAAAGUGAUUACAAAAAUUUGAAUAAUAAUAACGAAGAAAAUUUUAAAUCAAAACUUAAAAAAAAUUCUAAUGAGAAUGGUAAACUAAAAAAUGCAAUUGUUUUUUACGUACCAUUACUGGAAACAGAAAAAUCAAUGAGUGAUAAUCUAUUAAAUUUGCAAUUUGAAUUUAUUUUAUUAUCUUAUAAUGAAUGCACAUUUAUUUAUAAUAUAGCAAAAGACAUAUUAUAUAAAAUAAAUAUGAAUUAUUACAAUAUAAAUGAAACUUUUGAAAAUUAUUUAUCAUAUGAAAAGGAAAAAAAUGAAGAUUUAAAUUCAGAACAUGAGAAAAAAAUGAAUGAAUAUCUUUGUAAUAUUUUUAAAAUUAUAAAUGAAUUGAAAUUAGAAGUAAAAUACAAAAUAUUAGAAUUAGAACAUAAAAAAAAAUUUCAAAAAAUUUAUGAUGAUUUAUAUAUUCACGAUGUUUUUAUCAAAAAAAACAAAGAUGCUCAUGAACAGGAUAUGUUUAAAGAAAAUAUAAAUAAUGAAAAUAUAAAUGAAGAAAAUAUUUUAGUAGAUACAAAUGAAGAUAUAAGUGAAAAAGGUAUAAAUGAAAAAGACUUAGAUGAAGAAUAUUUAAAUGAACAUAUAAAUGAUUAUAUUAUAAACAAAAAUAAUCAAAAUUAUUUUAAAGAAUAUAUAUAUGAUAAAAAUAUGAAAUAUAAAUACUGUAAUAAAUAUGAAAAAGUUAGCAGAUUUCAAAAAAUUAAAAUUUUUAUUAUACCAGGUUCUCAAAUGUGGACAUUGAGUCUUUUUUAA